Molecule: messenger RNA, 912 nt
Organism: Aspergillus japonicus CBS 114.51
Lineage: Eukaryota; Fungi; Ascomycota; Eurotiomycetes; Eurotiales; Aspergillaceae
Product: EXPERA domain-containing protein
Exons: 4
Coding region: 126-815 (229 amino acids)
Biological process (GO): sterol biosynthetic process
Cellular component (GO): membrane; endoplasmic reticulum
Molecular function (GO): steroid Delta-isomerase activity; C-8 sterol isomerase activity; cholestenol delta-isomerase activity
Source: RefSeq, a predicted model, not a curated record
AUUUUCCGCCCGAGAUGCGACUUCUCAGUUCCAUUGAAUUUGUUUGGUUCUUCGGUGUUUACAAUCCUGUAGAAUCUCCCUCAAGGAUCUCACGUUAAUCGCACACAGUUGCAAAAUUGAUCAAGAUGGAACUUCAGACUCACUCUCAUCCGUUCUAUCCCAUCGACGCGCUCAUCAAGGACUACGCGCCCAAUGAGGCUCCGUUGCUCCGUAUCAUGGCCACUGCCAGCCUGGGUGCGACAGCCUUGCUGGGUGCUAUCUGGACGCUGACCGGCUUCAGACGACCGAAAACACAAACCCGAGAUCGAAUUGCCAUUCUGUGGUUUGCGCUCUCGGGAUGCAUACACUGCUUCUUCGAGGGAUACUUCAUGGUCCAUCAUGACCACAUGGCAUCCGCUCAAGACUUCUUUGGGCAGCUCUGGAAAGAAUAUGCCUUAUCGGACUCGCGGUACAUGACUUCCGACACGCUUGUUCUUUGCAUGGAGACCAUCACCGUGCUGGUCUGGGGCCCGUUGUGCUUCUUGGUCGCAUAUUUGACCGCGACUCAACACUCACUGCGCCACCCCUUUCAGAUCAUUGUCUGCAUGAGCCAUCUCUAUGGCGACAGUCUCUACUAUGCCACGAGCCUCUUCGACCAUUACGUGCAUGGAAUCGCCUAUUGUCGCCCGGAAGCUUUCUAUUUCUGGGUCUAUUACUUUUUUAUGAACUUCAUUUGGAUCGUGGUUCCAUUCUAUUACCUCUAUCAGAGCAUACGAGCGAUAUCAGCAGCCUUCGACGCCUUGAAAGAACGUUCGCGGCAACACAAAGAGCGAUGAGUCUAGAGGGACUGAUGAUGUCAUUAAGAUCCGGGCGGUUUGGAGACGAGGGGAAACCAGACACCGCGAGCCUCGCUAGCCCCGAUUGCUGCCCGGG